This is a messenger RNA of Sphaerodactylus townsendi, 2872 nucleotides long. RefSeq names its product gasdermin-A3-like. Gene Ontology annotation, biological process: defense response to bacterium; pyroptotic inflammatory response. The transcript has 9 exons. The coding region runs from base 302 to 964 and encodes 220 amino acids. Gene Ontology annotation, molecular function: phosphatidylinositol-4,5-bisphosphate binding; phosphatidylinositol-4-phosphate binding; phosphatidylserine binding. The record is from RefSeq and is a predicted model, not a curated record. Lineage: Eukaryota; Metazoa; Chordata; Lepidosauria; Squamata; Sphaerodactylidae.
GCCAAGCCGGCAUCGAGCUGCGGAUCGGCGCCAGCAGCUCAGCUCGCCUCUGCUGGAACCAGAAGCCAUCCAGCCAGCCCUGGAGGGAGGAACACAAGACGUUAGCAUCCAGGGUAUCCACGACAGCAAGAAAGCAGUAAUCAUCCCAAAGGACUGCACCCUGGCAUUCAGAAUAAAAUGGUUACUAAUCAGAGAAGGAUCCUUAGCCAUUGCACUCUUACAAGAUGACAGAACACCAACUUUUCCGCUGCUUGUUGGUGUGCCAUACAGUAUUCCUGCUGAUGCCAUCGAGUGGAUAAAGAUGCCCUCUUUGUUUCCAGACUUCCAAGAUGAAGGAUCUGUACCUGUGGUAAUCGAGAAAAUGAUGGGAACUGAGCAGAUGGAAAUUGAGGAGGCAUGCACGUCCCUCCUUUCACUGUCCACAGAUCUGACGGAAACAUUUUUACAUGGCUUCUUGGCUAUUAUCAGAAAUAAUGACCUUUUGGAGGACCUAGAACUCCAGCUAGAGAAGGCGCUGGAUGAGAUUAAUCCAGUGAAGCUGGAGACUGGCAGGCCAGAGCUGCAAGAAUUAGUGGACAACUUACAAGAUUCUACUGGAGCCAUUUGCCGAGACAUCGCUGAACCUGUCCUGUACUUUCUUCAAGCUCUGGAGGAAUUGCCAAGAUCUGAGAUGUUGCUUCUGGAGGAAUCUGUGGAGAGGAAAAUUGUGCCCAAGCAAACUGCACUGGUACAACACAUUCUAGAACAUGAUUUUAGCAACCAAGAAGGAACACUUAUAGAUGCCCAGGAAGUAUAUUCUCUCAUCGAAGACGAGCUGGAUAUUACUGAAGCAAUGAUCAAGUUAAGUGGAGUGACAUUCCAAAGAAUUGGAGCUAGUCUUUCUGUGACUGGAAACCCUGAUGCUUUUUUGGCCCUCGGUUCAUUGUAUGUUGCUCUGUAUGUGCUGAGUCUUCUCUCCAAAUGACAGCAUGGAAUAUUUCACUUGAACAUGUACCACAAAACACAUUUUUAAGUAUCCUGUUCAGAUCCAUGUGAAUGCUUUAUGCUUAUAUUGGCUUUAUGCUUAUAUUGAUCUUUGCUUGCCAUUUAGUAGCUCAUUCACCCAGUUUGGGGAUGUCCCUUCAGAGGUUUUUACAGUCCAAUUGGAUUUUCAACACACUGCGUAGUUUGGUGAAAUCCGUAGACCUGUCCACCAAAACUCAGCUCCAAGUUACUUAUAAACAAAUGAAAUGAUACCAGUGUCAAUUUAAGUCCUUAGAAUCAUAGAGUUGGAAGAGACCCUAAGGACCAUUAUGUCCAACCCCUUGCAAUGCAGGAACACACAAUCAAAGCACUCCUGACAGAUGGCCAUCCAGCCUCUUUAAAAGCCUAUGAAGACUCCACCACACUCCGAGGUAGUGGAUUCCACUGUCGAACAGCCUUGUCAGGAAGUUUUUCCUGAUGUUUAGGUGGAGAGGCCACAUCAUUGCUUCCUUCUUUGCAGCAUGAGAAAUGUCCACUUACUGUGGUACUGUCCACAUUUGCUUCCGAUGACUUCAUAUUUCUUAUCAGUAUUUGUUUAGUUGUGAAAUCCAGAAAGAGCCCUGACCAGGACGCAAUCUGUCCUAUAAACAACAUGAGUUCAGGUACACACAGUUUGUAUAUGCCAAAUGCCCUUUUUUUAGAACAAUUUUUGCUAUAUGGAAAUGCAGACUAAGUUCACAUUUAGUUUAUGUCCAGAUGCUGCAAAAGCAUGUGUGCGUGCAUUGCUUUUAUUGCAGUGCAGAUUCCAGUUUGCAGUAUUUUCACUGGUAAGCCUGCCUCCUUACCAGAUCACCCACUUAUUCAAAAUAAAAGAUGUAUGUAUGGUAACUGCCCAAGUUCAGUGCUGAACUAAGGUAAAUUGGGGGUGGGGAGUGGGCACCAUUUUGCCCCAGGCGCCAUUUUCCCGACCUACGCCACUGCCAUUAGGGUAAACAGAGUUGCACCCUUCUAAGUACAUUCAGGUUAACCGACUAAGAAGGGUGUAACUCUGCUGUAUUUAAAUAUUGCUGAGAUUGGCUAGGCCCAAGACAAAACAUAAAUUCACUGGUAUUCAGUUCUCUCUUUUGGUCUCAGUAUUUCCUAACCUUAAAAGAAAGCUUUUUUUUGCCUUUCGUCUUACUUGCAAAAUGGGAAAAUGUUUCCUAGAUGCCUCCUAAAUGCUUCAUUACAUAAUAUCUGUGUAUGUGUAAGCUAUACAUGUGACAAAGUGUAGGGAGCUAUUGCCAUGAGAUUGAAUUAGCUACUCGAGGUUUUUUUCUUUUUUAAAAAUCCAUAACAUACCAAGAUAGUUUGAUAAGCCACUAUUUAGGCCUGGAUCAGGCUUUUAAAUCUGGGCCUCAUGUUUGUUUCUAAAAGCCUGACUCUUGCUCUUCCAAACAGCAGAACACCCCAAACACUCAGCCAGGCUUCUGUUGCAGCUCUAUAUCUCAAGGAGCAAAAUUAGCAUCAGUGGACAAACUAUCAAAGAAACUUAUCAAUCAUUACAGACCUCCUAACUCCUAACUCAGAGUCUACUCCGACCUGGCCUGGGAAAUUCCUGGAUAUUUAGGGGCAGAACCGGGGAAAUCAUGGGUUGGGGAAGGAGCUCAGCAGGAUAUAACUGCUCCACCCUCUAAAUCAGUAAUUUUCUCCAAGGCAACUGAGCCCUACUUUUCCAAGAGAUCUCCAGCCCCUUCCUGGUGCUGGCAAGUUGGCAACCAUAUCUGAUACAAAAUGCAUCUUGAAACCCACUUAAAUAUACAGUACAGUAUUUCACUGACACCACAAAAUCAAGAUCAGGAAUAUUAGUAAUGAGAGCCUGGUGUGGAUGAAAUUCUGUGUGUGAGAAAGAAUCCAGCUUAGUGGCUAG